Messenger RNA from Gallus gallus (chicken), 6679 nucleotides. RefSeq names its product L-threonine dehydrogenase (pseudogene) (gene TDH). The transcript has 11 exons. Gene Ontology annotation, biological process: L-threonine catabolic process. Gene Ontology annotation, molecular function: L-threonine 3-dehydrogenase activity. The record is from RefSeq and is a predicted model, not a curated record. The coding region runs from base 2917 to 4038 and encodes 373 amino acids. Lineage: Eukaryota; Metazoa; Chordata; Aves; Galliformes; Phasianidae.
AAGCUGAAGGCCAUACAGUGGAGUUAGUGGAGCAAUAUGUCCACCAGAGACCCACGGAGCGUCAGCACUCAGACACUGCCUGACUCUAGAGGUUGUGGAUGCUCCAUCCCUGGAGGUGUUCAAGGCCAGGUUGGAUGGGGCCCUGGGCAGCCUGGUCUUAGAUAUGGAGGUUGGUGGCCCUGCCUGUGGCGGAGGGGUUGGAGAUUCAUGAUCCUUGAGGUUCCUUCCAACCCAACCAUUCUAUGAUUCUGUGAUUUUCCUAAGCCAAUCCUCACAAGCCUUAUUACCAGCUGCAACCAUACAAAAGAGCUUCCAGAACUCCAGACCCUUUCUUUCUUCUGUUGAGCUGUACUUCUAGCAAACCACACUUUUUUCCCCCCUUACUUCAAACAUUUCUAUCUUGCACAAACAUGAACAAUAUUAACUCCCCAGGUAAUCUUGAAGAACAAAGACUCUGAGAUAAGAUUAGUUUUCCACAGAGAUGUUUAUAAGACUUUUUUCCCUUCCCUCCUGCUUAUGAGUUUCACCCCUUGGCAGGAAGGCUGGGGAUUGCAUAACAGUUUAGCUACACAUAAUUAGAGGGCACAAAAUUAUAUGUGAAGCAGGCAUGAUAUCCAGUAUGGGCCCACCCACAGCAAGAAGUGGAUGAGGACAGAGCUUUGCAAACGAACUUUCUGAUAAUGCUCGUUUUCGAAGCCACUUACUGUAAGCAGAGCACUGAGCCAUACAGAACCUAACUGCAGUAAUGACUCUUAUUUAGUUGUAACGCUUCAGUAACUUUCCCAGCAUGGGCCCUUCCUGUUGGUUGGACCACCUGCUUGCCAUUCCUACAAUGGAGUCCUGUUCAUGGCGGUGGGCUUAUCCUUUUUCUUUUAUAAAUGAUUGCUGCUUGAGUCACAUUUACCCUCAAAUGCUCUCCUUUCAGCAGUACUACAGGUGUUUGAAGGUGUUCCUGAAGGCAAACAAUCCUCCUUUGACCAAGAUUUCACAUGUAAACACGUCUUUUUGAAAUGUCACCUAUGUUUUUGUAAGAUGGUGGUUCCUAGAUUACGGUAUUUCCAUCUUGCCUAAUUUCUGCCCAUAAAUUGGUUUUAAACUUUGCAGCGGGGAUAACGGGAGAUAAAAUACCUUCCAGCUUUUACUUUUUCAUCUCCUAUACAGACAAGCAAAUGUCUAGUACUUUAUAUUUAUACCCUAAGUCAUGACAUCAGUAGUCAGAAGAUAACUACUAGAGCCUUGGAGGACCUUGCCCUUCUAUUGUUUCUGUGAUAGAGCUUCUGAUUUCUUUCUUCCUUUCUUCUACUUGAAAACCUUUCUGUCACUUUGUUCUGACAAAUAAACGUGCCCUUGAACCUCUGUACAAACUCCUUGGAGGCAGGAGGGUUUUCCAUCUGUAUACUGAUUAUUGAGUAGUCUUACUUCGAAGUAUGUAAAUCUUUCACUGGCUGAGGGUGGUGACGCACUGAACAGGUUGCCCAAGGAGGCUGUGGAUGCCCCAUCCCUGCAGGCAUUCAAGGCCAGGCUGGAUGUGGCUCUGGGCAGCCUGGUCUGCUGGUUGGCGACCCUGCACAUAGCAGGGGGGUUGAAACCAGGUGAUCAUUGUGGUCCUUUUCAACCCAGGCCAUUCUAUGAUUCUAUGAUUUGCCAUGUCUUCCCCAGUAGUUGUUUAACCAAAGGGUUUUCUGCUGGGUGCACAGGCAGCUGCUCCUUCCUUCCACCCAGAGGGGUCAUCAACAGCAGCACUCAUCCUGCACAGGGAGUUGAGAAAGAGGCAAUGCAAUCCCAAUGAGAAGUCUCUUUUCAUAGCCGGACAGGCUUUGUGACAUUCUUACCUCGCGGCCUAUCAGAAGAUGUUUUGUGGUUAGAAGUACUAUUUUAAGUCAUGCUUUCAAGGGGGCAACCCUAGGGCAAGGAGGAGCCUUAUGUUUGCCUGGCGUUACAGGGUGGUUGGUGAUCUGGCCUUGUACCUUCUAGACUGGUGCACAUCCUUCAUGUCUUUCCAUAAACCAGGCCUCUGCCAGCACCACUGGGCUGCAGUAUGGAUGGCUGGUGAGCACUGUGCUCAACUUUGGGCCCCUCACUACAGAACAGACAGUGAGGGGUCUGGUGCACAAGUGUUAUGGGGAGCUGCUGAGGGGGCUGGGAUGGGUCAGCCUGGAGCAGAAGAGCUCAGGGGUGACCUCAGUGCUCCUACAGCUCCUGAAAGGAGGUUGUGGUGAUGUGGGGUCAGCCUCUGCUCCCAAACCAUGGUGACAGGACGAGAGGUGAUGGCCUCAAGUUGUGCCACGAGGGGUUCAGGUUGAGUAUUGGGAAACAUUUCUUCUCAUAAAGAGCAGUGCUGCAGUGGCACAGCAGCCCAGGGAGGUGGUGGGGUCACCGCCCCUGGUGGGGUUCAACGUGGGGCUGUGGCACCGAGGGACGUGGGCAGUGGGCAUGGUGGGGGUGGGCUGGGUGAUCUUGGAGGUCUUUCCCAACCUGAGUGAUUCUGUGGUUCUACACUUGUUUGUCUCCUGACAGAAUCAGAGUGCUUGGAGCUGGAGGCUCCCCGGGGUCCGCCUGACCUGGCUGUGCUUCAUCCCCUUGCAGUGGGACCCCCCGAGCCGCCCAUCUCCCAGAGCGGAGCUCCUCGGGGGGGACAUUACGUCAUGCCCCCCUUCGCGUCACUCUGACGUCACUCCACGCCCCCCCCCCACACGCUCUCCUCCCCGCUACAUCGCGUUCAGCUCCGCCCUUCCCCCCUCACCACAGCCCCGGGGCGGGAGGCGGCGGCGGCGGGGGACGGGCGGCUCUGGGACAACUCCUACUUUCUGUCUCCUUUUGAUUGGCUUCCCAAGGAGGCAGUGUCCUAUAAAUUGCGGUCUGCUCUGUGCUUCUGCCCUAUUGCCGGCUGAGGGACAGUGUGCUUGAAGAAGGAAGAUGCCAAUAGUCAGAAACGUGAGCAGAGCUGUCAGCCAGCUGCUACAAAGCCCUGCUUGUGGAUGUGGGGUUUCCAUCGUGCCUGUUCGAUGCAUUGGCAUCUCACCCCGCCAGGUGGCCUCUGAUGCUAGCUUUCACUCGGUUUCUUUUUCCGAGUCUGAUCAUCCUCGGGUGCUAAUUACAGGUGGGCUUGGCCAGCUCGGUGUGGGACUUGCGAAGCUCCUCAGGAAACGAUUUGGAAAGAACAAUGUGAUCUUGUCUGACAUUCGGAAGCCAGCGGAUCACGUUUUUUAUAGUGGCCCUUUCAUCUACUCGGACAUCUUGGACUACAAGAAUCUACGUGAGAUAGUGGUGAAUAAUCGCAUAACGUGGCUCUUCCACUACAGUGCUUUGCUCAGUGCUGUUGGAGAAGCAAACGUCCCCUUGGCCAGAGCUGUAAAUAUUACUGGUUUACACAACGUUUUGGAUAUUGCAGCUGAGCAUAAUUUGCGACUCUUUGUUCCAAGCACGAUUGGAGCCUUUGGGCCCACCUCUCCCCGAGAUCCAACUCCUGAUCUCUGCAUUCAGAGACCAAGGACCAUCUAUGGUGUCUCCAAGGUUCAUGCUGAACUGAUGGGAGAGUACUACCAUUACCGAUAUGGCCUCGACUUUCGCUGCCUGAGGUACCCAGGAAUCAUAUCUGCCGACUCUCAGCCUGGUGGGGGAACAACUGAUUAUGCUGUCCAGAUUUUCCACGAUGCCAUUAAGACUGGCAAAUUUGAGUGCAACUUAAAGCCGGACACACGCCUUCCUAUGAUGUACAUUGAUGACUGCUUGAAAGCAACUCUAGAGGUCAUGGAGGCCCCUGCAGAGGCACUGAGCAUGAGGACAUACAACAUCAGUGCCAUGAGCUUCACUCCUGAAGAGCUGGCACAAGAGGUACAGAAGCACGUUCCUGAGCUUCAGGUGACCUACAAUGUGGACACGGUCAGGCAGGCAAUAGCUGACAGCUGGCCAAUGAACUUUGAUGACAGCAAUGCCCGGAGAGACUGGGGUUGGAAACAUGAUUAUGACCUCCCUGAAUUGGUGUCUACAAUGUUUAGCUUCCUUGGGUCUGAUUCCAGGAUUGCUCAAGCUAACUGAAAUAUUUUGUCAGAUGUUUCCAGAUUUCCACAGAGGACCAGGAAGAAAUGGCUAAAUCAGUUCUAUAGUUUUGAGUCUUAGAGCAUGUCAAUUAUUAGUUUUCCUAAGUAGCAAUGGAGUUGGGCAGAAUUAUACUGUAGCUGGAGUGUCCUGUUAGACACACAACAUCAUUAGGAGCUGUCUCCAAGUAAAGCACCCAUGAUACAGAGUUCUAGAACUUUCAUAUUCAAGCAAGUAGGAACAAAAAGCAUGUACUCUUGGCUGAUGAAUCUCCAGUCAUUCUUUCUGCCUCAUAUCCAGCAAGCAACAUGGGGCAAUGCUGUCAAACCUGAUGUUUCAGGAACAUCCCGCUGUGUUAAAAAUGGUUUUUCCAUUUCCCUAGUGGAGGUUAUUAGAUCAUAGUAAGAUAUGAUCCUUUCCUCUCUGCUUACAAAAGAGAGAAAUGUGCUAUUUGAUGUUUCCAAAUUGCAGGCAGGGUUUUUGCAACUCUAGUUUGAAGUCAAAUUUUGGUUAGUAUUUCAUAUUCAUAUAUAUAUAUUACUGUAUAAACAUACCAUUCUCUAUAUGUAGGACAUACGAAGUAACAUUAUUCUUACAAUGCCUAUAAAUGUGAAGAGGAAUAAAACUUGAAUUCUCUUUGUGCUUUAAAAAUGACAGGGUUUACAAGCUAAGCUUUUCCUAUUAUUUCAAAACUCUGCUGCCAUCAGUUUAACCUCAGUAGAUCCAAAAUACAGAAAGCUGUUAUGUUUAUGAGAAUCCAGGGUAUAUUUCAAGAAGACAGUGCCCAGGAGUGGGGUUAUUGUUAAUUAUUGCUACUUCUGGUCAUCCCACUUGUUUGCUAUGCUAGCAUUAUGACAUGCUGCCUAGAGCAAGUUCUGAGUUGGGCUGAUGAUGGAGACUUAUUUACAUUAGUCAGGUUGACCUUUGAGAUCUGUUCAUGUUGGCUGCUUUUUCUGUAUGUGCUGCAGAUGUAUUUGUAGAUGCUAUUUAUGUGCGACUGUCAUAUGCUUCUGUUCUUUAGAGAGGAUUCCAGAGGUGGAAACCAUCUCCUAGCUACAGUUAAGGCCUGUUCUGCUCAUUGAGUUUAAUGCACAGGAGAUUCUGGGAUUAACAAGGGAAUCUUAGUAGAAGGAUGCAGAGAAGAUGUGUCUAUCCAAAAGCUACUUAUGAGACUUUGAAAGUGAGAAAUGACAGACUGGAGAGACAGGAAAGCCUUUUAAGGUAAAACAGCACUCUUGCAUCUGGGCCAUGGGCUACUAUAGGAAUAGUAUGCCUUGAGAAACAACAUCUGGGAACUUGGAUUGUAUUUUACUUUCUCAAAGAAAAGAUAUCUUUCAUUUCCAAAAUAACUGGAAAUUCCCUAGAUGAAGCCCUCCAUCUAUUUUGUCUCGUAUACUCCAGUUGCCCAUGUAGGAAUUACACUCAAUAUUUUCUUGUCUACGUCGUUCACUAAGUUUUCUUUGACAAGGCUUUGGUAACUGAGAGUCUGCUACAGUCUGUAACCCUGCAGUGUUUCUUCAGUUAGUGGCUAACUGACAUGACCUGAUUGCUGCCUCUUUAUGAGGGAAUCUACAUACUGCAGGGGAAAUGGUUUUCACCAUAUCAUCUUGGUUUGAAGGUUGCUUUCAUGAGAAAACCAAGUAUCAUUUUAAACACUUAAAGUUGUAUCUCUUGGUUUUGUAUGUAUCUUACUGCUUUAUCUGUUGGCAAAGUGUGCAUUUCCCAGGUACUGAAGCUGAAAACCCUCUAGGGUUGUGGCCUGUUCUUAAAACUUGCUUUAUAAUGUUUACAUUUCUGAAAAAGGCAAGUUUGAAAAUGUUCACCACUGUUGUAGCUCUCGUGUUGUUCAAGUGUAAUAUUUGGCCCAAUGGGCCAGCGAAGUUGGGUUUAUUCAUACCAUCCAAGAACAGCUUGACUCUGGUUUUGUCCUCUAGCAUGCUAAAACAAGAGUGUCUGCCAUUAAACUGUGACACUGAUCCAUCAGAUGAAGGGCUUUAAAGGAUUUAAAUAGUUUUGUCCAUUCUAGUCCUUAAAUCAGUGCCAGGGGACUCCUUGUUGCCUCCAUUCCAUGGAAUCAGACCCAUCAACAGCUCUUUGGCUGGUUUCAUUUCUUUAGUUCAGAGAAAGUGAUGGGGUCCCACUCUACUCACCCCUGUUCAGAGCUCUAGUUAAUGCUAAAAGGGGUGAAGAACAAAAAAUACUCUUUCUUCUGAAGUAAGCUGUCCUUCACUGUGGCAUUGUACAGAAGCUUUAAGUUGUUAAAGCGCAGGUGAAAAUCAGACCUCUGGCAUUGUCAAUAGUGUGUUGUCUACCAAAAAUUGCUGACUAAUUUAGGAGCACUCUGGUUUUUAACCUGUGACCAACGAUGCCCGUGUUUUCUUUUUGCAUAUCUCCCCUGUAACUUCUGUUGUGACAAUGCUACAGUGUUUUCUGUACUAAACCAGUUUGAUGUGGUACGAAGUGUAUGACUUUUUCUACCAGUUUGGAGCCUGACUUCUGGGCUUAGACUUCUCCCAUGACAUUUGAGUGUUGCGGCUGUUACCUAUUCAGGAAAAAAAAAAAAAAGAUGUUAGGAAUAUUUUUUUUCAAAUACUGCAAACUGUGGGUGAUGCCUACUUUAAUAAAGUUCUAUACAGAUGUC